AUGGCUACCAUACUACAGACCAAUCUAGGCAGGUGUAAAGCUGCUCAUGAUAUGGCACAGGCAGCAGCAAUGUCUGAAAAGAUAGAUAUACUAGUAGUUUCAGAACCAAAUAAAAAAAUUACCGCAAAGGAAGGCUGGUUCGUGAACGAUGCAAGAGAUAUAGCGGUGAAAAUAACUAAUAGAAAACUGGUUUUGGAGAAAGUAAAGAGGGAAAAAAAUUUCAUCCACCUGGUAUUACCUGGCUAUCACGUUUACGCAAUAUAUGUGUCACCGAACGUGUCCCUGGAAAAUUUCAAAGAAAAGAUAGACUCAGUGUUCGGAGAUGCGUCGAUACAAAAAGGUGGAAAAAUCAUAGUCGGAGAUAUUAACAGUAAAUCCCCCAUGUGGGGUGCCCCCUCGGCAGACAGAAGAGGCGAAUAUGUGGAAGAAUGGCUAUCACAAUUAGCAUGGACAGCAAUGAACAACGGAAAACCAACCUUCGUGAGAGGAUCGUCAAAAACGCACAUUGAUGUCACCCUUGUCCCGAAUACAUUCGCGAAGAAGAUAACAGAUUGGAAUAUAAAACAUGAAAAUCCAUAUACGUUGCAUGGUCACAUAUAUUUCAGAGUCAACACUAAGAUGCCAACAAAUAGAGGAGACACUGGAAGGGUGUCCAUCUUCGAUAAAGAACGGUUCAUAAAGGACCUUACAGAUAAUAUAAAUGCCAGCUCAACAGGCAGUGGUACUGAUAUGUACAAAAAGGCGCUACAAGCUUUGCAACGGUCCAAAAGGACGGAAAAAGAAAAACAAACCACGCACCCAUACUGGUGGAGUAGAGAUGUGGAAGUCGCUAGAGGAAAUUAUCUGAGAGCACGCAGGAACUAUACGAGAAUGGGAAGAAGAAAUCAUGGAAACAGGAACUCAGAAUGUGAAGAAAUGAGAAAACUCGGUAAGGAACUAAAAAAAGAUAAUUAA
Molecule: messenger RNA, 954 nt
Organism: Harmonia axyridis
Lineage: Eukaryota; Metazoa; Arthropoda; Insecta; Coleoptera; Coccinellidae
Exons: 1
Coding region: 1-954 (317 amino acids)
Molecular function (GO): catalytic activity
Source: RefSeq, a predicted model, not a curated record